GGCACUGGAGGGAUUCAAAGGAAGUUAUGUUCUGGCAGAGUGUUGUCUCCAUAGGAUCCUGAAUGGCUCCAGUUAAAAUCAGCUAUGUGGUGUCCUUCUCAUCCCAGGACCCCAAGUACCCGGCAGAGAACCUGCUGAGUGAGGAUGGCGUACGACCCUGGCUUGGCUGCCCCAAGAAGCACAGCAGGCAGCUGAGUGUGGAGCUGCAACUGGAGAGAGCCAGUCCCAUUGGAUACAUUGACAUCGGGAACUACGGCUGUGCCUUUGUGCAGAUUGAGGUUGGACGCUCCUCAUGGACCUGUGACCAGCCCUAUCUCACCUUGGUGCCCACUGUCACACUGAUGACACCAGCUGACUCGAAGCUGGACCAGAAUCGCUAUGGGGUUCGGAUGUUUAAGGAAGCAGAUUUCUCGGAGCUGACGGUGGGGCAGAAGUGGGACCGUGUGCGACUCACCUGCAGCCAGCCCUUCAGUCCGUGCAGCCGCUUUGGGCUCUCCUUUAUCCGCUUGCGCACACCACAGGAGCAGGAGCCUGACCCCCCCCGGCCACCCCUGGGCGCAGAGGAUGCUGAGCUCUCAGACAGACCCUGGUUCUCCAGCCCUGCCUUUCCUCAGACUUCCUGUCCUGACCCAUGCUUGAGAACCAAGGAGGAGGAACAGCUGAGGAGUUGCCUGUGGAAGCUGGAAGGGGCUGCCUGGAGCCCAGCCCACCUCAGCCGUUCUGCCCAGAUGGUGCUGCUGGCAGCACGGAACCAGGCACUGAGGCCCAGAGCUGCCACGAGCACCCUGGGGGCUCACCCGGAGCUGCCAGCCAAGGAUGCGGGAGGUCCUGUAGUGCCAGGCUCUGCACUGGAUGUCCCUGCAGGUCCUCCGAGCACCUGCAGGCAGCUGGGCAGGCACUGUGCUCCCAGCCCUACUGGCAGGACUCCAGCUGCCACCUCAAGGACACCAAAGGUAAAAGGAAGAGCCCGAGCCUGUGGCCCCCGAGAGAGAUGUAUCAGGAAGAAUGACAAGGGCCAGGCCAGCAGUGACAGGGAGACAGGUGUCUGCCCCAUCUGCUCAGGCUGCUUCCUGCUGGAUCUGCUCCCCAUGCAUGCCUCUCAGUGUGGAGAAGACCCCACCACAGCCUGGCCUUUCUUGUCCCCCGAUGCCUGGGUGUCCUGCCCCAUUUGUCAGCUUCCCUUCAGAGUGACAGAGGUGGAGCAGCAUGCCAGCAACUGUGGGGAGACACCAGGGGCCCUGUCUUCACCCUAGGGCCUGCAGUACUCCAAGGAGCAGAGACACUGCAGCCCCAGACAUUUGUGACAAGACUGGUAUGAGGAUGGAGAAGGUGCUUCCAGCCCCAUGGCCAGGUUUGGUGGGGGUUGAAGCACUGUAAUU
Molecule: messenger RNA, 1379 nt
Organism: Cinclus cinclus
Lineage: Eukaryota; Metazoa; Chordata; Aves; Passeriformes; Cinclidae
Gene: XNDC1N
Product: XRCC1 N-terminal domain containing 1, N-terminal like
Exons: 9
Coding region: 63-1253 (396 amino acids)
Biological process (GO): single strand break repair; base-excision repair
Cellular component (GO): nucleus
Molecular function (GO): damaged DNA binding
Source: RefSeq, a predicted model, not a curated record